CACUACGGAAGCCGGAGCUGGUCUUUGCUAGAAAUGGACGUUCCUGAGGCGCCCUCUGGUGGAUCUGGAGCUGACGGUCUGUAAAUUCCAAGUGAUGUCCAGGGUCCUCACACCGCCGCCCAGGCCCUCCCCCGGAAAUGGGACUCUGUACGAACAUUACAGCUACGUGGGCAAGCUGGCCGGCCGGCUGACGGACGCCCCCGAGGGCAGCGCCCUCACCACCGUGCUGUUCUUGGUCAUCUGCAGCUUCAUCGUCCUGGAGAACCUGAUGGUUCUGAUUGCCAUCUGGAAAAACAAGAAGCUUCACAACCGCAUGUACUUUUUCAUCAGCAACCUGGCUCUCUGCGACCUGCUGGCUGGCAUCGCCUACAAGGUCAACAUCCUGAUGUCAGGCAAGAGGACGCUGAGCCUGUCUCCCACGGUCUGGUUCCUGCGAGAAGGCAGCAUGUUCGUGGCCCUCGGGGCAUCCACCUGCAGCUUACUGGCCAUCGCCAUCGAGCGGCACCUGACCAUGAUCAAAAUGAGGCCGUACAAUGCCAACAAGAAGCACCGGGUCUUCCUCCUCAUCGGCAUGUGCUGGCUCAUCGCCUUCUCGCUGGGAGCCCUGCCCAUCCUGGGCUGGAACUGCCUGCAAAACCUCCCCGACUGCUCCACCAUCCUGCCCCUCUACUCCAAGAAGUACAUCGCCUUCUGCAUCAGCAUCUUCACCGCCAUCCUGGUGGCCAUCGUGAUCCUGUACGCGCGCAUCUACUGCCUGGUGAAGUCCAGCAGCCGCAGGGUGGCCAGCCCCCAGCACUCGGAGCGGUCCAUGGCCCUGCUCCGCACCGUGGUGAUCGUGGUGAGUGUGUUCAUCGCCUGUUGGUCCCCACUCUUCAUCCUCUUCCUCGCCGACGUGGCCUGCAAAGUGAAGGAGUGCGCCGUCCUGUUCAAGGACAAGUGGUUCAUUGUGCUGGCAGUGCUCAACUCCGCCAUGAACCCCGUCAUCUACACGCUGGCCAGCAAGGAGAUGCGGCGGGCCUUUUUCCGGCUGGUCUGCAACUGCCUGGUCAGGGCCCCGGGCACCCGCUCCCUGCCCAUCCAGCUCACUCUCGACCCGAGCAAGAGCAAGUCCAGUGGCAGCAACAGCAGCCCCUCCCCGAAGAGCAAGGAAGACAUCACCCAAACGGCCCCCUCACCCUGCAUCACCGACAGAAACAAAACCCUGCAGAAUGGGCUCCUCUGCAAGUGAGAGCGGGGCUCGGGGAGCAGGUCCUCGCGUCUCCACGGGAGGAGCAGC
Eptesicus fuscus (big brown bat) is the source of this 1276-nucleotide messenger RNA. It is a transcript of the gene S1PR3, whose product is annotated as sphingosine-1-phosphate receptor 3. Gene Ontology annotation, biological process: G protein-coupled receptor signaling pathway. Gene Ontology annotation, molecular function: sphingosine-1-phosphate receptor activity. Gene Ontology annotation, cellular component: membrane. The transcript has a single exon. The record is from RefSeq and is a predicted model, not a curated record. Bases 95 to 1228 code for a protein of 377 amino acids. Lineage: Eukaryota; Metazoa; Chordata; Mammalia; Chiroptera; Vespertilionidae.